GUCUUGCCUCUCUUGUGAUAAGAACUCUCUUUCUACUACAACUAGUACCACUACUAAGGAUCCAAAAAAAUAAUGAUCAGCAUCAUCCAUCCAUCCCGCGACACCUUGGAGUUCGUCUCCUACCGCCGGUUCAAACGCUUCGAGCCAUGCACCAGAGAACGGUUUAAUACGAAAUGCGAAUCCUCUACAACUCAAGCUUCUUCUUCCCAAUAAGCUUCUCAAAGUGAUCUCUUCGUCGAUUCUCAGCUUCAUCUUGCCACCACCACCACCACCAUCAUUACAGCUUUAAUUCAACACCAUCUUUCACUUUUCGUCUCUCUCUCUCUCUUUCUCUCGACCCUCUCACUCCACUGUGAUCCCUAUUUCUUGCCAAAUUUUCAGCUACUGCAGCUUUAAAAAAGAGCAUUUUUAAACAAAUGUAUAAUAAUAAAUGAUAUGAAUUCUUG
Messenger RNA from Caenorhabditis elegans, 446 nucleotides. RefSeq lists its product as uncharacterized. The transcript is spliced from 2 exons. The record is from RefSeq and is marked reviewed. NCBI's taxonomy places the organism in Eukaryota, Metazoa, Nematoda, Chromadorea, Rhabditida, Rhabditidae. Bases 73 to 213 code for a protein of 46 amino acids.